AUGCAUUCUCAGGAAGCUUUGUCGCCGACAGCUUUUGCCAGUCGGCCGUCAACUUCAAGCGCUCUCUCAGUCGUCGAACCGGUAAAGAACUAUGUGCCCGACCGGCCAGCUAUUCAUUAUGUACGAUUUCGUCGCGACGACCAGAAACCAGCGAAAGCAAUUGUUGUUGAAUCGAAUUAUGAUUACGUGCCGAAAAGCCGGGAUGAGCUGAAAUUGAAGCGGGGAUCUACGAUAAAAGUGAUACGUCGCGAUGGGGAAGACGGCUGGUGGUAUGGGAAAACACUGGAUGGCAGUGGAAAAGAAGGAUUCUUCCCGCUGAAUUAUGUUCAGCUUGCGAAAACACUGUUUAAAGAAAUUGAUCCAAAAGAUGUCAAAUUUACGGGACGUCUUGGAGCUGGAGGAUUUUCUGUAGUCAAAUCAGCCAUUUAUAAAGGACGGCUGUUCGGGAAGAAGCCAGCAUUUUUCAAAUGCUGGAUCAUAUAA
Messenger RNA from Gongylonema pulchrum, 483 nucleotides. The record is from the annotation of a GenBank genome assembly. NCBI's taxonomy places the organism in Eukaryota, Metazoa, Nematoda, Chromadorea, Rhabditida, Gongylonematidae.